AUGGAAAACGUUGCUUUAGCAGUGAUGUUGUGUGCACAGAAGUUGGAUCCCAACUCGAUGUGGCAGCCGUAUAUCAAUGUUCUUCCUAAGCAUUUCGACACGCCACUAUUCUUCCCUGUUUACUUGUUAGAGAGCUUGCGACCGUCACCAGUUUUUGAGGAAUCACUGCUGCUGUUUCGAAAUGUUGCCCGACAGUUUGUUCACUUUUUAUUGGAAAUUAUAUGCGCUGACGAAUUUCGUCUCAAGAAAAAGAAAGAUGACGAGCCGACGUAUUUGAAUUCACCGUUCACCGCUGCGAAUUUCACGUUCGAUCUAUACCGAUGGUCUGUUGCAUGUGUUUCAACUCGCAUCAAUAUGAUACCAAGUGACCUGGUAAAAGAUCAGCGGGGUAAACCCGUAAUGAUUCCGGCUCUGAUACCAUUUCUGGAUAUGGCCAAUCAUCAGUUAUUAGCAGAAAAUGUGUCGAAAUCUGUGCACUUUUCGGAAGAAGACUGCGCGGAAAUCAUUGCAGUUCAUGAUUACAAACAUUCUGAACCGGUGACCAUUUUUUAUGGCUGGAGAAGCAGUAGUGAAUUCCUGUUGCACAAUGGUUUCGUGCCUGAAGGUAAAAAUAUUCGGGAUGUCUACAAAUUACGCAUUGGAUUGCCUAAAACGAAACGUGAAGAAGUACGCCUGGAUUUAAUUCACAAGCUUGGCUUCUCCAUAGCAUCGAAUGUUUUUGUUUUUGAACUGAAGAUUGUUGAGCCGUGUAUCCCCGAAUCGCUGGUACAGUUUGCACGAAUUUAUGUCAUGGAUGAAGUGGUUUCGGUUAAACAGGCAAAGAAAAUCAUAAACUCUGAUGAAAAUAUUCAGAAAGCAUGGAGAUUUCUUCGUGAUCGGUUUGCACUUUUCCUUCGAGCCUAUCGGGAGAAAAUUACGGAUAUAACCGAUUCAACGAUGGUGAUGUCUGUUACUCCCCGUUCUUUGGGAGCGAUCCAACAGCACUACAUUCCAAGGCUGAAAUCCUCAGAAAUGGAAAUUUUACGAAAAGCAGAGGAUUUAUGCAACACAAAACUGGAAAAUCUGUGA
Molecule: messenger RNA, 1068 nt
Organism: Gongylonema pulchrum
Lineage: Eukaryota; Metazoa; Nematoda; Chromadorea; Rhabditida; Gongylonematidae
Source: the annotation of a GenBank genome assembly